AUGUCUUCGUACCCAGAGACUAGAAGCGGUGCUCGUCCAUGGACCGUGCCGCACCGGCCGAUGUCUUUCACACAAAUCAGCGACCAACUUUCUAUGAAUGAUAACGUAGUUCAAGGAAGUCCUAUCGAAGAACAACCUGCAUCCAACUCGCCGUCAGGGUCAGAACCUGAAGCCGACACUGCCCUUCAAAGAACACCAUCAACCGUAGAGAUUACACAACGCAGAUGUCUUUGUAACCUUCACCUUAAGUUCGAAAUGAAGAUAAACGAAAUCAAAGUUAAAUAUUUCCGCUGCCGAAAUGAAAGUCGCAAGGCGUGGGAAAAAGAAAAAACAACAAUCAUUGACAACUAUAACAACGCUCCAUGCUGGGCACUUUUUCGGUUUUCUCCCCGGCGCAAAAUCGACGCGAUCAACCGGAAGCAAGAAAAUGGCAUGAGAUUCUUUGCAGAGGCCGAGAGAAUCGAACGUGGGCCCGUGGAAAGAAGAUUUGAGGAUCGUGAGCAGCUCUACAUUCACUGCUUUAGGAGAGUGUGGAAGGAGUCGUACCCUUCGACGCCAUUUUGGUAUGACGAAGCAUCAUCAAAGUCGAAUGCACUGGGCAUACCUGUCACAACAUUGUAUCAACCGAUGUAUUAG
Colletotrichum godetiae is the source of this 636-nucleotide messenger RNA. RefSeq lists its product as uncharacterized. The record is from RefSeq and is a predicted model, not a curated record. Lineage: Eukaryota; Fungi; Ascomycota; Sordariomycetes; Glomerellales; Glomerellaceae. The transcript has a single exon. Bases 1 to 636 code for a protein of 211 amino acids.